GUAAAUGGUGGCGCGACUUUUGAGAGCGAAUGAACGGCUAGCGCGUUUUUAUGGCUACAGCCGGUGAGUACCGACAAUAUCAUGAAAACAAACACACGAACGUUGUAAACAUUGGGAAAGUGCAAGACACAAAUAGAUGUAGGAGAUGGUAGUGCGACGGGGCGGUGGUCGCUUUUGGCACAUUAUGCGGUGUUUUGUUAUGGAGGACGAUAAAUCUCGGCCAAUAAAACGUUUGAAAUUAAGUGACAAUCCCGAGUGGUAUGCCUCUGCCAUAUUGACUGAUGAAUACUUCAAAGAGGUUCCACGUGUUAGAGUUUACCUAAGUGAAUUGGACAAUAAGCGCCAAAUAUCAAAUGUAAUGCUGGAACUAUCUAAAAUGCUGCCUCUGGAACAAAUGAACUUGCAGCAUUUAAAACGUGUACGACAACAGGAUAUUCUUUUGUGCAAAGUUAAUGGUUUAAAUGGCCAUAGUAUAAGUCAGUACUUAGAAACAGUGGGACUUAAUCAUGAUGUGGUUAAUCUUUUGUGUAAAAACGUACGUGAAGGUGAUGUUCCUGCUUUACCGCCCUUACUCCGUUGGCAAUAUGAGCUGGCGCAAACAUAUUGGCCUUGCAAAUUUCAUCCAGACAAAUAUAUGGAAUCACUCCACAAUGGUAGUAUAUUUAAUGAGAAGGAGCGAAAAUUCCAUUCAAAAAUUAUGCAUUUCUUGGAAGCUAUUAAAAAUGAGUUGGAACUUAGCAAACCGUGUGGUAUCUGCAUUGAUCCACGAACUGGGGGAGUUGUUGCUUUGGCAAGUAGUGGAACAUCAAUUAGUCCAGUAAUGCAUUGUCCAAUGCUGCUUGUAGAUUUCGUAGCACGUACACAAGAUGGUGGCGCUUGGCGAAAAGAGGUUUCGCAUGAAUUCGAAAAUGUCGACGAAGAUAUUUACAAUGAUAUAAAAGUGAAUCCCGUCAUAAGUGGUAUUCCCAAACGGAUUUUAGAAUUCAUACGAACCGAUAAGAGAUUUAAGGAUAUACAAAUUGGUGCAGAAUUACCCAGAGCUAAAAUAAAAUGUGAUAUCAGUGAGGAAAAUAGUACUCAAAAUGUGGAUAACUUAGAAAAAUAUGGCCCAUAUUUAUGUACUGGAUAUGAUUUGUAUUUAAGCCAAGAACCGUGUCUAAUGUGUGCUAUGGCGCUUGUACACAGUCGAGUGCGCAGAGUUUAUUUCGAAAAAUGCUCUGAUAAUGGUGCAUUAGUUACACGCUUGAAGCUGCACGCAGUCAAGGAAUUAAAUCACCAUUAUGAAGUUUUUCAAUGUAAGAAGAUAGACCAAUCAAACAAUGCAAUUUAUAGUUGACGUCGUAAUAUAUUUAAGUGUUACAAUAAAAGGUUUACAAUUAAGUAGUAAACUUUAUUUGAUAACAAUUGAUUACGAAUAUAUUUGAUGCAAAUACAUUUUAUUCUUAAUUCACAUUAA
Molecule: messenger RNA, 1456 nt
Organism: Bactrocera neohumeralis
Lineage: Eukaryota; Metazoa; Arthropoda; Insecta; Diptera; Tephritidae
Product: probable inactive tRNA-specific adenosine deaminase-like protein 3
Exons: 2
Coding region: 146-1336 (396 amino acids)
Biological process (GO): tRNA wobble adenosine to inosine editing
Cellular component (GO): cytoplasm; nucleus
Molecular function (GO): tRNA-specific adenosine-34 deaminase activity
Source: RefSeq, a predicted model, not a curated record